AUGGCGACGGACGCGAUCCCCGUUCCCAAACCGGGCGAGGGCGAGCCGGUUGUUUUUUUCGACAUCCAGAUCGGCGGUGAGCCCCUAGGACGCAUCAAGAUGCAUCUCUUCUCCAACACGGUGCCCAAGACGGCAGAGAAUUUCCGCCAAUUCUGCACGGGAGAGCAUAAAGGACCGGGCGCACAGCCGAUGGGUUAUAAAGGCAGCAAGUUUCACCGCGUGAUCAAGAACUUCAUGAUCCAAGGCGGCGACUUCCUACACUCAGACGGCACGGGCAGCACGAGCAUCUACAACAAUGCAGCUUUCGCGGACGAAUCCUUCACCAUCAAGCACACGCGGCCCGGGUUGUUGUCGAUGGCCAACUCGGGCCCAAACACCAACGGGUGCCAGUUCUUCAUCACCUGCGCCGCCACGCCCUGGCUCGACAACAAGCACGUCGUCUUCGGCCAGGUCGCGGACGAAGAUUCCCUAAAGGUCGUUCGCAUGAUUGAGAACACGAGGACCGCCGGGCCAGGCGGGCGGGGGCAGGGCGAGAGGCCCGUGUUAGAUGUCAGGAUCGUGCAGUGUGGCGAGAUGUAG
Cladophialophora psammophila CBS 110553 is the source of this 579-nucleotide messenger RNA. Its product is annotated as peptidyl-prolyl isomerase H (cyclophilin H). Gene Ontology annotation, biological process: protein peptidyl-prolyl isomerization; protein folding. The transcript is spliced from 3 exons. The coding region runs from base 1 to 579 and encodes 192 amino acids. The record is from RefSeq and is a predicted model, not a curated record. Gene Ontology annotation, cellular component: intracellular membrane-bounded organelle. Gene Ontology annotation, molecular function: peptidyl-prolyl cis-trans isomerase activity. Lineage: Eukaryota; Fungi; Ascomycota; Eurotiomycetes; Chaetothyriales; Herpotrichiellaceae.